CUAACUAUUCUUACAUUUGUUUACAGUCAUGCAUCUUAUAUAAAUAUAAUAAAAAAAAGGUCAAUUUUUUUUUUAAUAUCUACAAAGAAUUUAUUUUAUAAAAUAAAUAUUUGUGAAAAUGGCAGAUGACAGCAAUGUAUUAUUUGUAAGAGGAAAUGGAAAUGAAGAUGAUGAUAGCGAUAUUGAUUUUGUUUGGGAUGAUACGGCGUUGAUAAAAGCAUAUGAUAAAGCUAUAAAUUUGGCUAAGGAAGAAGUUGCUAAACGAAUUGGUAUUGAUGUUUCAAGUUCUGUUUCUAAAUUAAAACCACAACAACAGAAACAAUCUCGUAAACAGAAGAAGAAAUGGUGUAUUGGAUCUCCGUGUCGCGCUGUAUAUUCAGAAGAUGGUGAAGUUUAUGAAGCUAUUAUAACAAAAAUUUAUGAGAAUUGUGGAACAUGUAUUGUAAAAUUUGUAGGUUAUGGCAAUACAGAAAAGGUAGAAUUGAGCAGUCUUUUAGAAUCAGAAGGAUUACAAAGUCAAAUUGCCCAGCAAAAGGAUGCGCUAGCAGAAAGAUGUACUGAAGAAAAUAUGGAUCAGAGUGAGACAGAUUGUUUUGAUUCUAGUGCUAAGAAAGUUAAUGGCGUUGUUGAUGAAAAUAUGGAAUUUGAUUUUGAAGCAAAAGCAUCUCAAAACUUUAUCAAUUCGGACUCAUCGUUUAAUUCUUUCUUAAAUAUGAUGCCUCCUGCCCCUCCUUUACCACCUCAAUUAAUGGCUAAGCUUCCAGAAAAUGAUGCUGAUGCUCUUUCAAGUAUGUUAAUGUCAUGGUACAUCAGUGGAUUUCAUACGGGAUACUAUCAUGGUUUGAAACAUGCGAGGGACAAUCAUCUGAAAAGAAAGAAUUGUUGAUUUCAUAAGAAUAACAAUUAAUUAUAUCACUUACGAAAUAUAUCUUCUUUUCAUCUUUAAUAU
Vespa mandarinia (Asian giant hornet) is the source of this 949-nucleotide messenger RNA. RefSeq names its product survival motor neuron (gene Smn). Gene Ontology annotation, biological process: mRNA processing. Gene Ontology annotation, cellular component: cytoplasm; nucleus. The record is from RefSeq and is a predicted model, not a curated record. Gene Ontology annotation, molecular function: RNA binding. Lineage: Eukaryota; Metazoa; Arthropoda; Insecta; Hymenoptera; Vespidae.